Molecule: messenger RNA, 919 nt
Organism: Rubroshorea leprosula
Lineage: Eukaryota; Viridiplantae; Streptophyta; Magnoliopsida; Malvales; Dipterocarpaceae
Source: the annotation of a GenBank genome assembly
AUGUGAACAACACGUGAAUUUUCCAUUAAAUUUUAGGUUAUUCGCGGAUUUUGCAAACUUAAUGGUCAUUUGCCCUUGGUACUGGAAGAUACAUUUCUUGGCUUAAUUUGUAUAGUUGGAUUACUGACAAGAGACUGAUUGUUAGCUACCUGCCAUUCUCUUUCUGUCUCCCACUCUUUUCGUUUGCAAAAUCAAACCAUUCCUUCAUAUUUCCUAGCUUCUCAUUUCUCAACCUCAGUUCUUCAGUCGAGUAUUAUAAUUUAUCAAUAAAGUCAAACAUGGAGAUAGUUAACGUUGGGGAAGAAGAAUUCGUAAGGACACUCAUUGUCAAGGAAAAAGCCAAUCCAGAUGACGAAGAAUGCGAGUGUCAUGAUCAAAAUGCAACCUUUAUGGUUGCCUUCAGCACCUUUGUUGCUGUUUGUGGGUCUUUUGUUUUUGGGAUUGCAUUAGGAUAUUCAUCCCCGGCUGAAACUGGGAUCAUGGAUGAUCUUGGCAUAUCUGCGGCUGAGGUAGGACUUCUAUGGUGAUAUAUGCUGCUUCUUUUUGCUACUUAAUAAUAGCAGUGAGAGCAGUGCUAGAAACACUCGCUCUCGCACUCUCCAACCAACACCUGCCCAUAUGUUUUGCCACCAUCAUUCAUUAUACACGAUUCAAAUUUAGAUUGGUUUCAUUCAUUUUCGACAUGAUUUUCAGUCUUGGUUUCCUUUCCUAACAUCGUCUUUUUAUGGAUCUUCUCUCAAUUACAACUUUGCCAAGAUUUCCAACCUCUUCAGCAUAAAUCUCAGGAUAUUUAAAGGUUUUAAUUAUCUCUAACUUCAAUCCAACAUCAGAUUUGGUCACUGACCAUAUCCACCUCUUUCUUCUCCUUCUCCAACUCCAGAUCUAGUCACUGGCCAUCCAACAAACUUAUUCGAGGCCA